CGGUACAGUGGACACGGAAAACGAAGACGUGUUCUAGUGAACGCGUUUCGUACGCGGUGCGACGUCGUGUUAUGUGAGCUGCAAGUUUUUCGGUCGCAUUUCGUUCGUUAGCGCCAACAACAUGAGUCUAAAGGCGUCGGUGGACCGACGACUGAGUUUGGAUCAGAGUACGCGAGAGUACCUGGAAAUGGGAAUGGACCUCACGCCCAAAAAAAAAAGGUAUUUUAGUUUUCACGAGAAAGCUAUAAAUCGGGAACGGCCCGUGUCGUUCAAAGUGCCGGACGUGGAUCUCGUCGAAGAGGUCGAAGAACCGAGCGGUACGGAGACAACGGUUACGUCGGGCGGCCGUAGAUUUUCCAACGAGUUGAGCGUGAACAAUUACAGGGAAAUGGUCAAACAGUGUCUGUUGGACGCGUCCAAAGUGUUCACGAAUGGUUUUCAGUUUCUCCGAGAGGUGGAGAACGACCAGGCAGAUUUGACGGUGUUGAAAAGAUGUCCUCAGCAAUUGAAAAACUUGAUAUUGUUGUGGACGUGCUACUUGGACAAGUGCGACAUUGUUCAAACCCUAGUCAACGCCGACACCAACAUAGAUUAUGUACUGCCGUUUAGGGGUUAUGGCGCCGUACACAUAAGUGCCCUAAACGGCUGCGUGCGAUGUCUAAAGCGUUUAAUUAACGCCGGUUGCAGUCCACACGCUCGCGUCGAUGACAUGUCGUCCUUACACUUUGCUACUUACACCGAUUCCGUGGACUCUGUACAGCUGCUCGUAGAUUCCGGUUGUAGGUUAGAACCCACAGUUUUGCAUAGUGCCGUUAAAGCCAGAGCGGUCAAUUGCAUUAAGCUGCUAGUCUCCAAGUACUCGGUGGACGUGAACGUUCUGGACUCGUCUGGAUUCGCCCCUAUACAUAUAUGUGCGGAUCAAGGGUUCGCCGAUUGCAUGAAUAUGUUAUUAAUGUCAGAUAGAAUUCUAGUCAACAUUAAAGGCUAUCAAGAUAAUACUGCCAUGCAUUUGGCUUGUGAGUCGGCGCAGUUAGAAUGUGUCAAACUGUUGCUUGAUCAUGGCGGUAACGUUCAUGACAAAAACGCCAAGUUGCAAGUGCCAAUGCAUAUGGCAGCCAAAGCGCAGAGCGUCGAAUGCAUUGAAGCGUUGGUCAGAGCCGGCGCUGACGUCAACGCCAGGGACGUUGAUGACCGUACGCCGCUGCACACGGUUAUCGCUGCCAAGACUUUGAACGUGAGCCAAGCUGUAGAAGCGUUACUUGGCUACCAGGCCAAGGUUAACGUCCAGGAUCAUUUCGGGUUUACACCGCUGCACGUAGCAGCAUUGAACGAAGCGCCCGAAUGCGUCGAUUCUCUUUUGCACAGAGGCGGUAAUGUAGGCAUCCACACAUACGGCGGUAUAUCAGCUUUAAACAUGAUAGUGCGCAAAUUACCUUCGUGUGUUCCGGCCGUCGGUAGGCAGCUCGAUAAUGCCAUUUCGUCAAAUUGGGCGGACGGGUUUAAACGCGGUCCCGAAAUUCAACUCAAGUUUAAAAACUUGUUGGACAGCAACACUUUCGGCGAGAUCGAUCUGUUGAAAUGUUUUCAGGAAGAAGGACAAUACGAGUUGUUGCAGCACCCCCUGUGCCAGGCGUUUUUGUAUUUGAAAUGGGACAAAAUCAGAAAAUAUUAUUUGAUGCGUCUGGCGAGUUUGGCUCUGUUCAUUACUUUCUACACUCUUUACGUUCUCACAGUGUUAAGUCGAGAUUGUUACAACGCUGCUCAUUUUUCUCAAAUGAAUAUUUCAUCUUGUGUGAACAACUCUGUCGUCGGCCAGUUUCUGGUCACUCACUAUCACAUUAUGGACGUAAUCGCCUAUGUAUUAUACGUAAUCGCCGUAGUAGAGAGUUUCUUGAAAAUAUCAGAAAUGGCCGGCUACGCGUACCUAAGCGAGUACUUUUUAAAUUUGAGUAACUUUAGCGAGUGGUUGGUGUUGGUGAGCGUGCCGGUAAUAUCGUUCAGCAUCUUCGGCCAGACGUACCAAUGGCAAAACCACGUGGGCGCUUUUUCUGUUCUCUGCGCCUGGACCAAUUUAAUGGUCAAAGUCGGCCAACUACCAUGGUUCGACACUUACGUUGCGAUGUACACUAAAGUUCAAAAAGAAUUCGCCAAACUUCUAAUGGCCUAUAUGUGCUUACUGAUAGGGUUUUCUGUCAGCCUUUGUGUGGUAUUCCCGAAUUCUCCGUGGUUUAAUAAUCCAAUUACCGGUUUUGUCAAAGUACUGGUGAUAAUGGCCGGCGAGUUGGACCUCAAUUUAUUAGAAGUGCACAACCAAUCUCCAUUAAUGACCCAAUUGAGUGCCUAUAUUGUCUAUGUAGCACUUUUAGUUUUCGUGUCCAUCAUACUUAUGAAUCUUCUUGUCGGUAUCGCCGUUUCCGAUAUACAAGGUUUAAAGAAAACUGCCGGUCUGUCUAAAGUCAGAUGUCAGAUAAAACUCAUUCAUUAUAUUGAGUUAUUCAUGUUAAGGAGCUUUUGGCCGAAAAGCAUCAAACGCAAAGCUCUGGUUUACCCGUCCAAAAACAGGGCAUAUAUGACGGUGAAGCCGUUAAAUCAAAGACAAGCACUGCCGAGGGAUAUUAUCGACGCCAUACGAACGUUAGUCAAACGGAAAAAACAAGAUCGUUGCGAAAACAACGAACAGUUGAGUAUUAAGGAAAUUUUGAAAGAAGUGAAAGAACUGAGAAACGUUGUGGAUGAAAAUCAAAAAGUUAUUAGACACUUGCUCAUGAAUUUAAAUAGCGCUAAGUAAACUAACAAACUAAUUUUAAUAACGUGAUAUUAAUAAAUUUUAACAUUUUCGCAAUUUUAUGGAUAGUUAGAUGAUAUAUUUAUUUAAACUUUAUCGAUAGGAUAUUUGUUUCGAUUAAUGGUAAAUUAAAAAGUUUACACGACAUAAGAACUCUGUAGUUUUGAAAUUAUUGUACGUUUUGUUAAAAUCUACAUUAUAGAUUUUAAGAAAACGUGAAAUAAUUGCUUUACUUGAAGCAAUUUUCCGGUUUUUUAUUAAAUAAUUAUUAGUUUUCAAAACUACAAUAAUCAUAGCAAAACGACAUUAAAUAAAUAAAUACCAAGUAAUUUAUAAUAUACAUUAACAACGAGAUUAAAAAUAAUAUCCGGUCACAUGAAAAAAAGUAAAUAAAUGCAAAUACUCCUACAUAAUUCUUUUAAUAUUAUAAGAUUCGUCAUUAUCAUAGUGUGAAUUAUUAAUAAAAAAUCGAGAUAAUUAUAAUAAUAUUUAAAGAAAACAACUGGAAAUUUAUUAAUAAUUGUUAAGCAAUGGUGUAUUUAGAAAUGUUGUACGGAGGGAAUUCAGCUUAAACCCACCGCUAGUAUAAUCUUGUGUUUGAGAUGAGUCCGAAACGCCAUUAAAAUAGCCAUUGUUUGGUAAAAAAUCGUACCAUAAAUGUUGAAUAUUGUCAGCACAAUUUAUUUUUCAAGACCUAGUGCGUCUUUCGUUAUAAACAUGUUGAAAUUAAUAUGUGUUGGCUAAAAAAUUGAUGAUAUAAGAUACAAGGUCACGGUGUUGAUACAGGAUGAAACUUUAUGUCUAAUUUUCGCGUAACCUUGUGUUAAUAAUAUAUUACUAGUAAUGAUUUAGUUUUAACAAAUAUUUGGAAGGGUGAUCUGUUUACUGUUGUUCCUAAUAUGUAUACAUUGCUCAAUGAAGAGUGAAAAUUUGUACGCUAUUUUCUAGUUUGUAUACAUGACUGAAUGCGAUAAUUAUUUAUAGAAAUGUAUAUAUUUAUUAAUUUCAUUGUUUUUAGUUUGAUUUUAUAUUCUAUACAUAUAUAUAUAUAUUCUAUUUUAUAAUCUUAACAUAAACAAAUGUGAGUUAAUUUUUUUAUUUUGUUGUUGUUAUUUUUUGUAAUUUAAUUUUAAUAAUGUAUGUAACUAAAAAUAAUUAGUAGUCAUUUAAUGCUGUUUUGGUUAGACGACACGUAGAUUAAAUAAUACUCCAUAUGACAAUAGUAAAUUUAAUUGUAAAUAAUAUGUUAAUCAAAAUAAGGUCUCAUAGUAAUCUUUAUCUUAAUUAAAGCAAAAACUUUUAUUGUAAAUAAUAUGCUAAUCAAAAUAAGAUUUUAUCAUAAUCGUUGUC
This is a messenger RNA of Daktulosphaira vitifoliae (grape phylloxera), 4135 nucleotides long. RefSeq names its product transient receptor potential channel pyrexia-like. Gene Ontology annotation, cellular component: membrane. Gene Ontology annotation, molecular function: protein binding; monoatomic ion channel activity. The transcript has a single exon. Bases 122 to 2788 code for a protein of 888 amino acids. The record is from RefSeq and is a predicted model, not a curated record. NCBI's taxonomy places the organism in Eukaryota, Metazoa, Arthropoda, Insecta, Hemiptera, Phylloxeridae. Gene Ontology annotation, biological process: transmembrane transport; monoatomic ion transport.